Molecule: messenger RNA, 868 nt
Organism: Saccoglossus kowalevskii
Lineage: Eukaryota; Metazoa; Hemichordata; Enteropneusta; Harrimaniidae
Source: RefSeq, a predicted model, not a curated record
GGAGGAGAAAACACAAGCUAAGUGCACUAGGCGCUCAGCUGUACCAGUAAUAGUAGCUGUGAUACGUACUUCUCGCUUCGCUAUGGAAGUAACCAGGCAGCCUGUUAUUUCAAGACAGCCAAGUUGCAUGCGCAGCAAGACGGCCUGUUGUGAGAGAAUGGGAAAGAAAGCCGAAAGACGUUCUUUUUGUGCCGACGCUAAGCUGUCAACUGACACCAAACAUGGGAGCAAACCACCGACGCCCGAAGUGGAAGUGAUCGGAAUCGACGUUGAAAAAGAACAUAGGAAGGCAAAGAAUAAAAUACAGAUUAACGUCAAUGGGGAGAUAUACUGGAAGCAUACGGGGGCUCUAAAUACGAGAGAGAAAAAACGACAACAGGUUGUGGAACGAUCGAUGGAGAGGGAGCUAAAGCAGACUGGCGUACGACUGGACCGAUAUACUGAUACGCUGAAGCAAGAACUGCAGGAGUUUGAAGCGCAGAAGCGAUUGAUGAAACGGCACCCGGCCGCCGGGUACAGUUACCGUGACGACAAUAAACUAUAUCAGCGAAAUAUGUUGGAUCGGUACGGAACGCGGGGAAGGUACCUGUUUUCCGUACAGCACGAGUUGCGCAAACAGAGGCAGUACAUCGACGCCGAUCAAAAGAAGAAAGAUGCGACAAAGAAAAUAGUUCUCAGGGACAUCAAGAGGAGGAGUUUCUCAGACGACUCUAAGAGGAAAGAAGAACUUCCUCGGAUGACACGACCACCGCAUUUACCGAAACUCACUGAAGUACCCAACAAACCCUCGCCGCUACGAUUAAACGGCGUUGCUCUCUCAACUCGCAAACACCCCUCUCGGGGCAGUAAAACCUUGCCUCCUUUGUAG